Messenger RNA from Penicillium taxi, 231 nucleotides. RefSeq lists its product as uncharacterized. The record is from RefSeq and is a predicted model, not a curated record. Bases 1 to 231 code for a protein of 76 amino acids. The transcript has a single exon. NCBI's taxonomy places the organism in Eukaryota, Fungi, Ascomycota, Eurotiomycetes, Eurotiales, Aspergillaceae.
AUGAACGUUGAUACACUACAGGUAAGUCGCUCAUGGACUUCCAACACAGACGCCCAGAGUGCCAACAAAAACCGGUGGUUCUUCGUACUCCAACCAUCAAAAUACGUCCUCGCCAAGCUCCGAAGAGAUAACCCCCCUAAUAUUGGCAACCUUUCUCAGUGGGAUGAAACGACUGAGGUGAUUCAGGUUGGCUUGUCUGAGGCUCCUUCACCAUCCUGCUCAGUGUGGUGA